AGCAGCAUUCGUCCAGAAGACUAGCGCCGUACUGCUGUUCACACCGCAGUUCCGAUUUCAUUAACUCCGAGAUCUGCAUAUAUAGGUGUCUUAAAGUACAUAUUCUUCUUCCUAAAUUCUUAAACAGCUCGUUAAAAGAUGUUGGCGUGCACCGAAAUGAUCACGAUGUGUCUCCAGUCGGCGAAGCGCGAGCAUCUCCGCUCCAAACAGCAGCAGCAGCAUCAGAUUCAGGAUGCGGUUCAUGGACUGUCCAUCUUUCACGAUAUUUUCCGUCGAGCUGACAAAAACGAUGACGGGAAGCUGUCCUUCGAGGAGUUCAAAGCGUAUUUUGCAGAUGGGAUACUGACAACCGACGAGCUGCGGGAGCUGUUCUACUCCAUCGAUGGACGGCAGACAAAUAACCUCGAUACAGACAAACUAUCAGAUUACUUUUCCCAGCAUCUUGGAGAAUACCUAGAUGUUCUGUCAGCGUUAGAGAAACUCAAUGUCGCCGUCCUAAAGGCAAUGGACAAGACGAAGGAGGAGUACCAGGGUUCCUCGGUUCUGGGGCAGUUUGUGACCCGUUUCAUGUUGAGGGAGACGUCCAGUCAGCUGCUGUCGCUCCAGAUGUCUCUGCAGUGUGCAAUGGAGGCCGUGGAAGCGCAGAGCAGCACCACUCCGGUUGAAGUUAAGGUCCCGGAGCAUCUGAUCAUACAGAAGAACAACAGAAGAUGUGGCCGUCGAGUGCAGAAGAACAUGUGUCUGUCCCCGACUGAUCCGUACUCUGGCAUUCUCACUACAGGUGUUACCGUAGAUACAGAUGAGCACUGGUGCUCUCAGAUCAACAGACUGCAGCAACUCAUCGAUAAACUGGAGUGUCAGAGUCCAAAGUUGGAGCCGCUGAAAGAAGAUACACUGGCCAGCACGUACAAGUCGAACAUUCUGCUGGUGCAGAGACAGAUGAGCGUGACAGAGAAUGAUCUCGAGGAGUUCCAGAAGGCUCUGAAGACCUACGCCGACACCACCGCCAAUCAGAACGACAACCUCCAUGUUUCCAUCCAGAAGCUUCCUGAGAAGAGCUGCUACAUCAUCUAUGAGUUCUGGCAGGACCGUAUUUCCUGGAUGAGUUAUUUGCAGUCUGACGCCAGUAAGAUGUUCCAGCGCUGCAUUAUAGACAUGCUGGAGGAUCCAGAGAUCGUCUCCACGAUGCUCAUGCCAGCUUCCUGGUGGAUCAUGACAAACAACUAACAGCAGCAACAAAACACCCUUCACCGCCCACCGCUGAACCCCGAUCUGAAAAAUCACCCCGUUGUGUCUUUGAAUUAAUAACUAGACCUAAAAAAAAAAAACCAGCUGAAUCAUCUGUAUGCGUGACACACACCGUUUUUGUGUUGCAUUUUAUAGAUAGCGUCUGAUAGUUCACUGAAAACAAAACACGGUACACAGGGUUGUGCAUCAUUCAGAACUGAAUUCAGAUGCUUUUACAUUCCAGUUCAAUUUCUGAAUUUGAAUUGAAUUUGCAAACAGGCAGCAGAAAUGUUUAAAUUCAGAGGAUAUUUAAAGAAAUUCAUAUAGAUGCGGUAGAAGUAUUUUAAAUCAUUUAUUGAAUUAUUUUAUUAUAUUUAAUUCUUGAGUCAUUUAAAUUUUGAAUUAAGAGAAAAUUUUAAGAAAUUCAUAUAAAUGUUGUAAAAGUAUUCUAAAUCAUUUAUUUCAAUUAUGUUUAAUUUUUGAGUUAUUUACAUUUUUAAUUCAGAGAAAAUGUAAAGAGAUUCAUAUAAAUGUUGUAAAAGUGUUUUAAAUAAUUUAUUUAAUUAUUGAGUCAUUUAAUUGUAUUUUGAUUCUUAAUUCAUUUGAUAGGCUAUAGUGGGUGAACACUUAAUUUCACAGAAUUUAUGAUAUAUCAGUUGAUUCAUUAUUUGAUGCUAAUGUUUAUUUUUUAUUAUUUUUAAAAUAUUUAAGAAAUAUUUUGAAUCUGUCUGAUGGACAGUUUUGUGAUAAAUCUUUUAAUUGUUUUGAAAAUUUGAACUCAAUUUAGCUAAAAAUGUCUGAUCAGUUGAGGAAAAAAUGUAAAUAGACAUAAUUAGCCAAAAGUAAUGUUGUAAAUAUUUAUGUUUUAGAGCUUUAUGUUAUUUCCAGCUUUAAUUCAAUUCCUCUGUAUUCAAUUUCUUGGGAGUUGCAAUUCAGUAGAUUCUCAAUUCAGCAUCUGAUUCAGUUAAGAUUCACGCUCACGAAGGGAAAGGGUCUGAAUCUUCAGCUCUAAAUCGUGCUCAACUCGACGCUAACAGGCAUGGGUGUAAUAUUCCUCGCAUGUACAGAUAAUCAAAGCGUAUUUUGCUCCAUUCCGUGACGAAGCUUUUGAAGCCAGUAGCUUUGAUGCAGAAACAGCGAAUCUCAGAGCAAAACAACAUGAAGAAAAACAAGAAUUCAUGUGUUCUUGUAAAUAAUUAAGAUAACAUUAGCAAAAUGAUCUGCUACUUGAGUCUAACACCUUUAAAGUCACUUGUACUGGAUCAUGAAGCUGCAUGCCGAUUAGGAGAUGUUUUAGAGUGUCGAUUGAUUUGCAACGAACAUGUUGAUCACAGAUUAUUUCUCAAGAGAAGUCGAGUGUGAAUAGAAUAGACAUUUAAUGAAGAUGUACAGCUGUGUCAUUUCUCUGUAAACCUUCCUGAAGGUGUUUAGAGGACUAGUUCACCCAAACGAAUCAUUCUGGCAUCAUUUACUCACACUCGUGUCGUUUCAAACCUGUACACAAAACAUGUUUAGCUACUCUUGAUUUUUUUUUUUUUUUUAAAUAUAUUAUUAAAAUACUAAUGCAAAAAAUAUAUUUGCUAAAAUAUGUUUCAAAAUAUAUUUAAGUAAAUAUAUUUUCUGACAAUAUAUUCUUUGGUAAUUAAUUCCAUAUUUUUGAAAAUAUAUUUUAAAAAUAUAAAUACAUAUUUUUAAAAGCCCUCCGUUCAUUAUAAUCCAAGAAAAUACCUUCACAUAUGACACAUUUGAAGAAAAAAUAUAUUUGUUGUCUAUAACGUGUGAACAUGUGAACACAUAACACAUUUGAAUAAAAAUAAAUAAUGAAUAAAGGCUAAAUGUAGAUUGGAAAUGUAUUUUCUUGCGCCUGAAAUGCAUUUAGAAAUAUUCACUGUUUAAAACAUAUUUAGCAUAUAUAUAUAUAUAUAUAUAUAUAUAUAUAUAAUUUUUCUGUAUGGAACAACAUUUGGGUGAGUAAAUGCUGAUUUUGGGAUGAUCUAUUCCUUUAGUUCACUGUAUAGACGCUAUGAAAUCCUGGUUUGACAUGGAAACCUGCUAGUUGUUGUACUAUUCAUGCAUCUUAACCGAAAAACAGAAACUUGACCUUUUUGCUUUAGGAUUUUUUUUUUUUUUUUCAAUUUUGUGGUUUAGUCCAUUGAAUGAAAAUAAAAGUGGAACAAUUAUUUUGUGUUGAGAUUUGUUCUUCAGCCAUUUUUGAUUUUGCACCUAAUACCUGCUCAACUUCUUACUAUCCUUUGUAUGAUUGUGUUUGUGAAUGAAUAUAAAGCAGCAUGCUAGAAGUCAGAAGUAUUAAAGCUACAUCUUUCCAAGUAAUUAGUAAAGAUCCUUUCUCCCUCUCAUGAUGACACGGUUCAGUGUUUUGUCUUCCUUACGUCUCUGUUCAUGACGUUUCUGAAAUGAUGCAGAAACAUUCAGCAUUCAGACGACAGACAGUAAUUGGUACUUUUAUGUUCUUGUCAACAAGAGUAAUUGGAAAAUCUCACAAACAAACAUCCACUCGAAUAAAUUCUAACAUCUGCUUCCUUAUUUAUGACAGGAAUAUAUUGGUAACACUUUAUAAGAACUAAACAUUAAUAGCAUUAACAAACAGUGUCAUAUUAGAUGAUGCUUAACAGCAAGGAGUAGUUUACACAAAAAUGAAGAUUUGCUGAAAAUGUGCUCAUCCUCAGGCCAUCCGAGAUCUAGAUGAGUUUGUUUCUUCAUCAGGUUUGUAGAAAUGUGUCUCUGCAUCAGUGUCUCAGCAAUGGAUGCUCUGCAGUGAAUGGGUGCCGUCAGAAUGAGAGUCCAAACAGCUGAUAAAAACAUCACAAUAAUCCACACCACUCCAGUUCAUCAGUUAACAUCUGGAGAAGACAAAAAUAUGAGUCCAUAAUCCAUAAUAUUCCUUUCUUGGAUGGCCUGAGUCCUGAGAGAAAAUUCAUUUUCGGCAAAUUUUCAUUUUGGGGUGAACUGUGUCUUUAAAAUAUACUAAAAUGGUCACAUGUUGUUAAACAUUCAGUCAUAUAUUUAUAUGAAAUGUAAUAUAAUGUUCGUUGAUAAAACCAAUUAGAUCAUAUGUAGGCCUGUAUAUAAAAAAGACUACUACUUUUAAUACUUUAGAAGUAUGCAGAGGGUGCAUAAUGUGCAAAAAUUGUAUACGCAAAGAGGAUGUAGGCCUAAUAUGUUCAUCAAAAACCUGUGCUGUUCUCUCUGUCUCCCUCUUCUGCUGGUGUUUGGGACUCAAAACUAAAAAAAAACUAAACAAAAAAAAAAUUUUUGUUACUUGAAAUUCAAUAAAAGUAACUGAAAUCAAAUAAAAUAUGAAUGCAAAGGAAACAUUUCUACAAUUUUCAUUUGGUUGAAUUUGAAGUAUAGCCUACUAAAGUAAUUAAAAAUAAAUGAAAAAUCUAAAUGUGUUGUAGACAUAAAAUGACAAACAAAUGACAAUUUUAAAAUUAAAACGAAAAUGGAAAAUAAAAAAUUUAAAUUUACAAAAUAAAAAAAUAUAUAUUAAGAAAAUAUUGAUUAAAAAGCAACGUGUUUGGGCUCAUUAAUGGUGUUUCGCGUUACCGAGACCUUAAAAACUAUUUGCGAAAG
Onychostoma macrolepis is the source of this 4821-nucleotide messenger RNA. RefSeq names its product N-terminal EF-hand calcium binding protein 3 (gene necab3). Lineage: Eukaryota; Metazoa; Chordata; Actinopteri; Cypriniformes; Cyprinidae. The record is from RefSeq and is a predicted model, not a curated record. Gene Ontology annotation, molecular function: calcium ion binding. Gene Ontology annotation, biological process: regulation of amyloid precursor protein biosynthetic process. The transcript is spliced from 13 exons. Bases 139 to 1227 code for a protein of 362 amino acids. Gene Ontology annotation, cellular component: Golgi cis cisterna; endoplasmic reticulum; cytoplasm.